GAAAUAAAGGUCCCCCCUCUGCCUCUCUCUGUAAAGGAAGCUUUCAAGUCCAAAGUCCCUCCUCGGCUCCUCCCUCGCUCCAAUACAUUCAUCUCCUUCUCUCUGCAAAGCCUCUCCCUUCCCACACCUUCAGCGGUUCGAGGAUCCCAUCAAUCUCUCAGCUAACCCUCUCUCUUCUCGUUUUCUCUAUCUCCAUAUCCCUACAUAUAUCUCUGUGUCUCCAUUUUUGCCAAUUGCAAUGCUUUAGAAACAGAGCAGCCUUCUGGUGGUUCUUGUUAUGGACUAUGAACUUUCAGAUAGUAGUGGUACUGAUGAUGAUCUACCUCCACAUCAAAAUACAAUUGCGAAGGGAGAACGGUUUUUAGGAAACGGAAGAUCUGCUGUUGGUUGUGCCGCAUAUUCUAGAAUGUACACUGACAUGGAGGCUCAAAUUCAUCACCUUGAGCAAGAAGCUUACAGUGCUGUAUUGCGUGCUUUUAAGGCUCAGUCUGAUGCCAUUUCUUGGGAGAAGGAGGGUUUAAUAACAGAACUUAGGAAGGAGCUCAGAGUAUCAGAUGAUCAACACAGAGAGCUUCUGACCAAAGUUAAUGGGGAUGAGAUCAUCAGAAGGAUCAGGGAGUGGAGACAGACAGGUGGCCACCAAGCUGCAAGGAGCAGUGCAUCACAACCAGUUCAUAAUGUUGUACCCAGUCCUAGUGUUUCAGGCUCCCGUAAAAAACAGAAGACAUCCCAAUCGCAGGGAUCAAUGCCUGGUCUACCCUCUAUGAAGUAUACGCAUUACCCUUCUAGUGUUCCUGCUGGAAAUCAUUAUGUUAACCGUAGUUCUUCUGGAGCCCUUGCUGCAAAUGAACAUACUGAAGCAGCAACUUCUGAUCCAUUAAUUGGAAGGAAAGUGUGGACAAGAUGGCCAGAGGACAACAGCUUUUAUGAGGCCGUCAUAACUGAUUACAACCCCGCUGAGGGCCGACAUGCUCUAGUCUACGAUAUAAAUACAGCUAAUGAGACAUGGGAAUGGGUAAAUCUCAAAGAGAUACCUCCAGAGGAUAUCCAAUGGGAAGGUGUGGACCCAGGAAUUUCUCUUCGUGGUGCCCAUAGUGGGCCGGGCCAUGGAAUCAAGAAAUCCAUGAGCCAUGUUGGUUAUCCUAGCGGUGGAAGAGGGAGAGGAGGAUCCAUAAAGGGAGAAUCCAGGAGAGAAUUUCUGCCAACACAGAAUGGUUUUACAAAGAAAGUUUCUGAUGACAUUGAAUUAUUCAACACAGAGACGUUGGUUCAGGAGGUGGAGAAGGUUUUUGCUUUGAAUCAUCCUGAUCCCCAUGAACUUGAGAAGGCAAAAAGGAUGCUGAAAGAGCAUGAACAGGCACUUGUCGAGGCAAUUGCAAGGCUUGCAGAUGCAUCUGAUGGUGAAAGUGGUGAACACCAAUUCUUGCAUGGCCAGGCAAUGGAUGGGGAUAGAGGUUGAGAAAAAGAAUUUGGCAGAAAAUUUCAAUGACGAUCAAAGGAAGGGUGCAUGGUUCUUGAACUGUUAAUUUAGUGAUAAAAUUUCAUCAACCAGGCAAGAUUGUGUGACAUUGUUUUCCGUACCUGGUUGGAUUUGUACCUUUGAUCUAUUCAAUAGAAAAUUUCCAUGCUUGUAACACAAACAUGGCCCAACUUUUUGUGCACACCCUUUAGAAAAAUAGCCACUUUGUUUUUACCUUGAAGGGAGAAGCGGUGACUUUGUAGACAGUGAUAUUUUCAGAUUUAGUUGAGCAAAUUGUUUCAUUCAUAGGUUUGGACCAUAUUGUAAAAUUAUGCAUUGGCAUCUAAUGAAAUGAAAUUUAAAGAUUUGAUUCUUGA
Manihot esculenta (cassava) is the source of this 1836-nucleotide messenger RNA. Its product is annotated as protein EMSY-LIKE 1. NCBI's taxonomy places the organism in Eukaryota, Viridiplantae, Streptophyta, Magnoliopsida, Malpighiales, Euphorbiaceae. The record is from RefSeq and is a predicted model, not a curated record. Gene Ontology annotation, cellular component: nucleus. Bases 278 to 1459 code for a protein of 393 amino acids. The transcript is spliced from 10 exons. Gene Ontology annotation, biological process: defense response to fungus.